GAGAGAUGGCGACGUCCCUGAUCUGCAGCCGUCUGUCGGCUAGCCUGAGAAACUCUGGGGCCAGAAGCACCAUCAGCUCCGCUUCCAAGGUUCUCGGUGGUUCUUCAGGUCUGUUCGGAGGUCAUGUGUCCAAUCUGCAGCAGCAGCAGCAGAGGAACCUCUCCCUGCAUGAGUACAUGAGCAUCGGGUUGCUGAAGGACGCCGGCAUCGCUGUGCCAGACGGCUUGGUGGCCAGCUCCUCUGAUGAGGCCUACUCUGCGGCCAAAAAGAUCGUUGAAAAGACAGAGUCAAAGGAUCUGGUGGUGAAAGCUCAGGUGCUGGCUGGAGGCAGAGGAAAGGGGACAUUUGAGGGCGGACUGAAGGGAGGAGUGAGGAUUGUCUACUCGCCAGAGGAGGCCCGCGACAUUUCGUCCCAGAUGAUUGGUCGAAAGCUGUACACCAAGCAGACCGGGGAGGCGGGUCGUAUCUGCAACCAGGUGUUCAUCUGCGAACGCAGGUACCCACGCAGAGAGUACUACUUCGCCAUCACCUUGGAGAGGUCCUUCCAGGGCCCCGUGUUAAUUGGCAGCUCCCAAGGGGGCGUGAACAUCGAAGAUGUUGCCGCCGAAAAUCCAGACGCCAUUGUGAAGGAGCCCAUUGACAUUGUGGAGGGCAUUAAGAAGGAGCAGGCUGUCAAGGUAGCUCAGAAGAUGGGCUUCCCGCCGGCGCUGGUGGACGAGGCGGCGGAGAACAUGAUGAAACUGUACAAUCUGUUCAUCAAGUACGACGCUUCCAUGGUCGAGAUCAACCCCAUGGUGGAGGACUCAUCUGGAAUAGUGAUGUGCAUGGACGCCAAGAUCAGCUUCGACUCCAACGCAGAGUACCGCCAGAAGAUGGUGUUCGACAUGCAGGACUGGACCCAGGAGGAUCCCCGGGACCGGCAGGCCGCCAAGGCCGACCUCAACUACAUCGGCCUGGAUGGAACCAUCGGUUGUCUGGUUAACGGAGCCGGUCUGGCCAUGGCCACCAUGGACAUCAUCAAGCUCCACGGCGGCACACCGGCCAACUUCCUGGAUGUAGGAGGAGGAGCCACAGCUCAUCAGGUGACCGAGGCCUUCAAACUCAUCACCUCCGACAGGAAGGUUCAGGCCAUCCUGGUCAACAUCUUCGGAGGCAUCAUGAGGUGUGAUGUCAUCGCCCAGGGCAUCAUCAUGGCUGUAAGGGACCUGAACCUUAAGAUCCCCAUCGUAGUGCGGUUACAAGGGACGAGGGUGGACGAUGCCAAAGCUCUGAUCGCUGCCAGUCCACUGAAAAUUCUGGCCUGUGACGACCUGGACGAGGCUGCCAAAAUGGUUGUAAAGCUUUCUGAAAUCGUCUCACUGGCUAAGGAAGCUCAAGUGGACAUCACCUUCCAGCUGCCCAUCUAAGAGAGGAAACCUGGACCUUUGACCCUCCCAUGACUUCCUCACCCAAACACUUCCUCCAUCACACCCGCAGCCGCCCACCACUCCACCCCAACAAACACAGACAGCAAGACGAGCCUCUCACACCUCAGAGGAGAUCAAAGACGCGUAGUUCUCUCUUUCUUACGCUGUGGCAUGAUGGCACGACUCUGUACAGGUGUCCAACAGGUAGACCGCAACAGGUUUCACUUAGAGAGAGAGCAGCCUCCUUUUUAGCAUCUCCACUUCCUGUCUCAACUCCUUUGUUUCCUCAAACCUACAAACUUAAGUUGCACUUCACUCGAUACGCACAAACCUCCACUUUCAUCUCCUUCACACACAAUGAAGCGUUUUUUUCAGUUCUUGUUGGGAAAUGUCCCUUCACCCCUUUUUAGAGAAAUAAAGGCAGAGCAGCUGAAGCCUUUUCAUACGCGAGGAAGCUGCUUUUACUGGUAUUUAGGUUUUUUUUUUUGUUCAGUUAAAAUGAAUAGACUGAUGAUUGUUGUUACAUCAAAUGGGUACAUAAGGUUGACUGAAAAGGCAUCAGGGAAAAUAUUGUAAUCCCACUACUUUCAUUAACACACGUAGUUUUGUAUUAGUGCCUUUUCAGUGUGUUGUCUCAAAGAAGUAAUGUAAGAGAAUAAAAAAACUAAUUUGUUCCCUCUGUGUAGAACAUUGAAGUAUUUCAUCAAACACAUAAAUCAGUGCUGAAAACCCAAAUAAAAAGACUGAGAAUGUCUCAGUCAAAUACAAUGAACAACACCGCAGCAUUGAUUUAAUAAUAGUGCUCAGAGACAGAAAUUGCUUCAGAGAAUGGGCUGUUUUCCUCCUGCAGACGCCUCCACGUUAUUCUGUUACCUCCUAUAGACCGAAGUGUUCAUCAGCCGGUUUUUACUGCGCUAAUGGCACACUGUUUCCUUUUCCCCCCCGAAAAAAUUGGAGUCACAUUGCAGAAACCGUCAAUUAUGCUGUGAAGGUGAUAAGACUGGAAGUGUUAAUGGAAUUCAUUUAUUGAAAUAAGUAGCUGAAUUGCGGCUCAUUUUCAAGCAUCUGGAGAUAUGUUCAAAUCUGUUCACCAAAUAACGUGAUCUCAUUUACCUCUAGUGUUAUCUAUCCAUGCACAUGGUUUUGGACGUCUCCAUCCCAAUAUGAUGGAGGGGAAUGGAAAAAUGACUUCCACAGACGUUUUUUUGCUGAAACUCAUUUUAUGCUAAAAAAAAAAUAUCAGCAGGUUGAGGCAGAAAUCCCACAGCCUGGACAAAUAAAUCCACAACCUAUAUGCAUUGAUAUUUGUGAGAAUUGUAUUUUCUUGCUUUUGGACACAUGAAGUGAAAGUGAUAGAAAAUGUUGUUCUCCUGCUUAUAUGAACACAUUCAGGAGGAACUUUCUCAUUAUGAGCUGAAACAGGUUUUUUUGCUGAUUUGAAAAACAACCGUUGAGGCAGAUCUUAUCAGCUGUAAUUUAAACAAAAUCACCAAAAGACAAAAUGUUACUCCCAGCUCAGUGGCUUCAUCUUUGAAUGUGAGGACAUUUAAAUAAAUUUCAAAGCUAAAACUCAACCGAAGUGAUAAAAUGCUUCCAGCUUAAGUUUUGAGUGUUGGUGGUUCAGCCCCAAACCUCCGAGCAUGAAGUCCUGUGGGAUAAAGAACUGCAGCGUUUACAUCGCUCACACUGUUUACCCUCAGCUUUGAACAGGCCGCAUUCGUCAGUCUGAAAUAUUAGAUGUGAUACCUGUGGACCGGGGGGGGUAUUGAUCACUGCAGAGAUCUGUGGCAAGUAUUGAUAAACGGUCCUUGAGAUUCUGUUCUGCCUCGGCUGUGGUAAAGCUCCCUGUGUGGUCGUGUUGAACAGAGGUGAUACAUCUCACAUUUCUAAAUGAGGCAAAUUAAUUAUUCAGUGUUCUCGUUAUGGAACUGAAACUUUCUCAGAGAAAAGCCCCAAGGGAGGAACUUAUAAAGUUUUCAGUCGAGCGAGCGUUUAAAUCAGCAUACUGUGAUUUCCUGCGUCCACUUUUUUCCCUCAUCAAUAAUGAUUAAAAAAGGACACUAGUCUCCCUUUCUUUCCUGAUUAUCGUGUGCAUCCUCUCGCUGUCGUCGCAAAAUUGGAGAUUUGUUGACCUCGUACUGCUUAAGUGAAGCAUGCGUUAUUAUGUUAGCUAAUGAGGGCGCACUAAACGUCUGAGGAGAGCAGGCGGAUGUUCAUGAGUCGCAUCUGUUUCUCCAUUCGAAAGCUUAAACCAGAUAAGAUUGUUUAACGGCCUCAACGGCAGGUUUAUUGUUAUGUUGGAUGCAGCCAUUGUAAAAGUCCCUGAUUUUAAAAGAACUACUGCAGCAAGAGUUUCUUUGUUUUUUGGGGGGGAUUUUCUCUUUUUUUUUUUUUUCUUUCUUAACGUUACAAGAAAUGCCGGAGACACUGUAGAUGUGUGUUUCUGCGUAUUUAUUUUGUCCUGCUGAAUCCCGUACUUUAAAUAAUUGCAACAGGGACUUCUGUAACGGCUCCCACUGUACGUUCAGUCUGCCAUCAUGCCACGCAGCAGCAGCCAUUUUCCUCUUUCUUUGUUACUGUAUGUAAUGUCAGACUUGUAACCGGCUGUUACCGCUCACAAGAAAGAUAACAUGACUGUAGUGGUUUUCUUCCCCCCCUCCUCCUCCUCCUCCUCUUCCUCCUCCUCCAGCGCUCCGAACACAGAUCAACGUUGUGAGUUGUACGUCAUUUGUUAUAUCUUGUAAAUAACCAAACUGAUGUUCUCUCUCUGUAAACUAUUUAUGCUCCUUUCGAGGGGUACUACAAAGGAAGAAAAAAAUAAAUAAAGAGAACACCAA
Molecule: messenger RNA, 4243 nt
Organism: Anoplopoma fimbria (sablefish)
Lineage: Eukaryota; Metazoa; Chordata; Actinopteri; Perciformes; Anoplopomatidae
Gene: sucla2
Product: succinate-CoA ligase ADP-forming subunit beta
Exons: 11
Coding region: 6-1406 (466 amino acids)
Biological process (GO): tricarboxylic acid cycle; succinyl-CoA metabolic process
Cellular component (GO): mitochondrion; succinate-CoA ligase complex
Molecular function (GO): metal ion binding; succinate-CoA ligase (ADP-forming) activity; ATP binding
Source: RefSeq, a predicted model, not a curated record